AUGAAAGGAAAGGUAAUAAUUUCUGCCACCUGUCUCAUCCUCGUGGUGGGUGUGGUCAUCGGAGCGGUGCUUAUUGCAAACAAGAAGGAUGACUCCGGUGCUGACAACAUUGAACUUCAUGAUAAGGCCAUUGCCACAAUGUGCCAAAACGUUCUCAACCAAACUCUUUGCCGUGACAUCUUGGGCCCAGUGAAGGGAACCACAGACCCCAAUGAAUUCAUUGCGGCCGCAGUGAAAGCCGCCACGGAAAGCGUCAUCAAGGCCUUGAACAUGAGUGACAGGCUAACAGUUGAAAAAGGAAACGGCAGCCCAGGAAUAAAGAUGGCACUGGAGGAUUGCAAAGACCUCUUGCAAUCAGCCAUGGACAGCCUCCAACUUUCAACAUCGUUGGUGGACAGCAAGAAUAUCCAGACAAUUCAUGACCAGUCCGCCGACUUCAAGAAUUGGCUAGGCGCUGUCAUCUCCUACCAACAAACUUGCCUCGACAACUUCAACGAAACCGACAGCGGCGAGAAAGUCAUCAAGGAACAGCUUAACGCAGAGACCCUAGACCAAGUUAUGACCACAACAGGACUCACUCUUGAUAUCCUCGCCGACUUGGACAGGAUCCUCGACCAAUUCAACUUGAAGAUCGACGUCCACCCUGGCUCUCGCCGCCUUCUAGCCGCGGACGUCGAUGACCAAGGGCUCCCAACCUGGCUCUCUGCCUCAGACCGGGACCUCUUGGCCGAAGGCAAGGGAAAAGGUAAAGCUAUUGUUGCUGCUCAUGUGGUGGUUGCUCAGGAUGGAAGUGGCCGAUUCAGGACUAUCAAGGAAGCUAUUGAUUCUUACCCACCUGGCUUCAAGGGUAGAUACGUCAUUUACGUUAAGGCUGGUGUCUAUAAUGAGUACAUUAUUAUUCCUAAGCAUGCUGUGAACAUUCUUAUGUACGGUGAUGGCCCUACAAGGACUAUUGUCACUGGUCGUAAGAACUUUGUUGAAGGCGUGAAAACAAUGCAUACCGCCACUUUUGCCAAUACUGCUGAUGGAUUCAUUGCUAAGGCAAUGAGGUUCGAAAACACCGCUGGUCCGAAAGGACACCAAGCUGUGGCACUUCGAAACCAGGGAGACAAAUCAGCUUUCUUCCAAUGCCAAAUCUUUGGUAAUCAAGACACCUUGUACGUCCAAACCAACCGUCAAUUCUACCGCGACUGCGAAAUCUCCGGCACCAUUGACUUCAUCUUUGGCACAUCUCCAGCCUUGAUCCAAAACAGCAAGAUCAUUCUGAGGAAGCCUGAUGAUAAACAAUUCAACACUGUAACUGCCGACGGCACAACGCAACCCAACAUGCCCACCGGAAUCGUCCUCCAGAACUGUGAGAUUGUCCCAGAGCCUGCUCUGUUCCCUGCGAGGUUCACCACCAAGUCAUACUUGGGUAGGCCAUGGAAGCCUUACUCCAAGACACUGAUUAUGGAAUCAAUGAUCAGCGAUGCCAUUCACCCAGAAGGGUGGUUUCCUUGGGCUGGAACCGUGCACCUUGAUACUUUGUGGUAUGCUGAGUAUGCAAAUACUGGACCUGGUGCUAAUGUUCAAGGAAGGAUUAAGUGGAAGGGUUAUCAUGGCCUUAUUAGUAGGAACGAAGCUGCACGGUUCACUGCUGCUGAAUUUCUCAGAGGUGGACCCACUAGCGCUGCUGAACCAUGGUUGAGUGCUACUGGCAUUCCUUUUACCGUUGGCUUUACAAGGGCUUAA
Messenger RNA from Arachis stenosperma, 1731 nucleotides. Its product is annotated as pectinesterase-like. The record is from RefSeq and is a predicted model, not a curated record. Gene Ontology annotation, biological process: cell wall modification. The transcript has 5 exons. The coding region runs from base 1 to 1731 and encodes 576 amino acids. Gene Ontology annotation, molecular function: pectinesterase activity; pectinesterase inhibitor activity. Lineage: Eukaryota; Viridiplantae; Streptophyta; Magnoliopsida; Fabales; Fabaceae.